Molecule: messenger RNA, 1417 nt
Organism: Canis lupus familiaris (dog)
Lineage: Eukaryota; Metazoa; Chordata; Mammalia; Carnivora; Canidae
Gene: STUM
Product: stum, mechanosensory transduction mediator homolog
Exons: 4
Coding region: 17-436 (139 amino acids)
Source: RefSeq, a predicted model, not a curated record
CAGCGCGCGCCCCGCCAUGGAGCCUUCGCACAAAGACGCCGAGACCGCGGCGGCGGCGGCGGCGGCGGCGGACCCCCGCGCCGCGUCCUCGUCCAGCGGGGUGGUGGUGCAGGUCCGCGAGAAGAAGGGCCCCCUGCGCGCCGCCAUCCCCUACAUGCCCUUCCCGGUGGCCGUCAUCUGCCUCUUCCUCAACACCUUCGUGCCGGGAUUGGGGACGUUUGUCUCGGCCUUUGCCGUGCUGUGCGGAGCCCGUACCGACCUCCCGGACAGGCAUGUGUGCUGUGUCUUCUGGCUGAACAUUGCAGCGGCCCUCAUCCAGACCCUCACGGCCAUCGUCAUGGUGGGCUGGAUCAUGAGCAUCUUUUGGGGCAUGGACAUGGUCAUCCUUGCCAUUUCCCAAGGCUACAAGGAGCAGGGCAUCCCACAGCAGCUGUGAGCCCGAAGGAACCACCGAGAAUUCCAGGGUGAUCCCAUGAGGGCUGCACCAGGCAGCAGUGGGCACCAGGACCUUUACAUACUCUCUUCUGCCAUUUCCUGGGUUUGGAGUGGAAAGGGGGGAUUUAAAAAACAUUAUUUAUUUUGAAAACGCAUCUGCUUUUCUUGGCAGGCUGUGAGACUGCCAGCCCCUCCCCCUAUUCCAGAAAGACACAGGCACCCAGUGUAUCUCAGGGGUGGGGAGUGGGGGCCAGAUUACUGGCAGCGAGGCUGGAAUGCGUGGCUCGCCCCUGCCCUGUACAGCUCCCUGCCCACUGCCAGGGCACACUGGGACUUCCAGGCCAGGCAGCAGGGGCUCACCGAAGGUCAGGAUGUGGCCGAGCCUUCCUCUGGGUCCCCAGCCCCUGUCUGAAUGUUUGCACUGUGGUCUCCCCGGGGACCGAGCCAGGGCAGGAGUGAGGAUGCACACACUCCAGCCCAGUGCUUGCCCUCAGCCAUCCCAGGACUGCCUGGGGACGGAUGCCCGAAAGUCUCUCCUGGUCCUGCACUCCCGUGGCAGCCAACCCUUCACCCACCCCCUUCUCGCCACUGAAAUCUCUGGGCCUGGGUGUGUUUUGACCUUUGUUUCCCUAGAAAGCUGCCAGUGACUCCAUCCAUGGGUGAAACUGCUAGAAUGGCCAGGUGUCCAUACACAGAAUCCCCAGCACAGGUGUGAGCAAGCACAGGUCAGCAGCCUUUCACGUUAUACUUAACACCACUCCUGGUCCACAGCCGUUCUCCUGAAAUCCUUGGGGCUGGAUGGGUCUCUGAAAUCAGAAAACUUGGAUUUGAGAAAGAAUAAGAGCCAUUUAUUGUGCAUUUCCUAACACCCCAGCAUUCUAAAGCAGCUCCCCACCAUCAAGCACGUGACUGUUCUUGCAAAGAAUCCUGUGAAAAGUCAGACGAUUUGGGUUCAAUAAAAACCAUACAUAGUCUCACCUUG